Molecule: messenger RNA, 3603 nt
Organism: Ruditapes philippinarum (Manila clam)
Lineage: Eukaryota; Metazoa; Mollusca; Bivalvia; Venerida; Veneridae
Product: 24-hydroxycholesterol 7-alpha-hydroxylase-like
Exons: 11
Coding region: 1-1452 (483 amino acids)
Biological process (GO): cholesterol homeostasis; bile acid biosynthetic process
Molecular function (GO): iron ion binding; heme binding; oxidoreductase activity, acting on paired donors, with incorporation or reduction of molecular oxygen
Source: RefSeq, a predicted model, not a curated record
AUGUGGUUUGACAUUUGGCGGGAAGCUUCUUUCACUUUUGGGGACUCUGUUUACUAUCAAUCAAACGCUAGGAUCGACUUGAUUUUGGUAUUAAGUGCUCUUAUUUUGCUGUAUUUCAAGUGUAAACAUGGUGCCAGUUCUCCUCCUUUAUGUGGCCGUUGGAUUCCAUGGUUUGGCUGCGCGAUUCAUAUGGGAAAACAACCUCUCAGAUUUAUUAGAAGGAAGUCGCGAAAGUUUGGACCUAUAUUUACAUUAUAUUGUGCUGGUGAAAGGCUAACCUUUCUAACAGAUCCUCAAGAUUUCCAUUAUUUCUUCAACAACCCUGACCUUGACUUUCAAGAAGCAGUUCAAGUCCCAGUUCAAAAGCUGGCAUCAAUAAGCCGUGAAGAGUUUUAUAAAUUUCACACCAAAUUGCAUGAUAUGGUGAAAGGUAGACUGGCACCCAUCAAGAUCGGACAGUUAGGGAACACUUUAAGUGAACAACUUAAUAGGCAAUUUGACAGACACGUAGAUUUAAAAGGCCCACAAGAUUUGAUGGUGAUAACUCAAAGGUGUAUGUAUGCUUCUGUACUGAACACUAUUUUUGGAGAUGGCAACCCCCUUGUCAAUGAUCAGGCUGAUUAUGAGGAGUUCUUAAAGCAGUUUAAAAUUUUCGAUGAAGAUUUUGAGUAUGGUGUUAAACUACCUUCAGUUUUUCUUCCUAAAUGGUCGGCAGCAAAGAGAUAUUUUUUGACAAGAAUAGAAGUUACAUUUAAGAAAAUGAAAGGACAACAUACGCAGUCAGAGAAACUGAACAUGGUAAAUGCUUUGUUAGAGAAAUUAGAUGGAGACAAGGUGACUCACAAGUUUGGAAUGCUUGUUAUGUUUGCAUCUAUUGCUAAUGCUGUACCUGCGGCUUAUUGGAUGUUGACCUACAUUUUGACCAAUGAAAAUGUCCAAAAGAAAGUGUUAGCGGAGUUGAAUGAUGUAUUCAAGGAUUUCAAAGGGAAAAAUGGAAGCUGUAUAAAGGAAGCAGACUUGAAGAAGCUGAAGUAUCUACAUUGCUGUGUGUAUGAGACAAUUAGAAUUAGAAGUGAGGGAAUCAUUGGUAGAAAAGUGGUUAGAGAUACCAAGAUAAAGGGAUUCCAUGUUGCUGCUGGAUCAAUGCUGAUGAUCUCCCCUUAUUUAACCCACCGUGAUGAAAGAUAUUUUGAAGAUCCUGAAGUAUUUAAGCCAGAAAGAUGGGCGGAUGGAAACUUUGAGAAACCAGGCUUUGUGGCUUUCGGUGGUGGUAGAUACCAAUGUCCAGGAAGAUGGUUUGGUAUGAUGAGUAUGCAAACAUUUGUUACAAUGUUUUUUCUCAAGUACACUUUCAAAGUACAUAGUUUGGCUCCAAUUCCUAACAUGAGUCAUCUGAUAGGAGUACAACAUCCACUGUCAGAGUUUCUGGUUUCAUGCAGUGAGAGGAAAUAAUUAUUACUAUGUCUUGCAGAAAAAAAUACUUUUUUCAGGAUCAUUUCUAAAUGAUGAAUAAUAUUGGCUGGCACAACAUAAGAGUUUACUGUCACAUAUGUUAAUAUGUCAUUAUUGUUGUUGUAAAGUUCUUGAUUAUGUUAUAAUGUUUUGUUGUUCACAUUAUGAGUUUACUUGUUAAAGUUUAUUUCUGUUGUUAUAAUAUUUAAUUAUGAUGUUCUUAGAAUUACAUUAAGAGUAUUGAUAGAACUAUUUUAUUAUGCCACCGCAGCAUCUGCGAUGCGGUGGCAUAUAGCGAUUCACCUGUGUGUGUGUUUGUUUGUGUGUGUGUGUGUUAUAUAGAUUAUAUAGUGAACUUAAAAAAUCUUCUUGUGAAAAACCACUAGUCCAAUUUCAACCAAACUUGGCAGGAUUGAUCCUUGGGUGAAGGGCUUCCAAAGUUGUUCAAAGAAUUACAUUCCAUGCAGAAAUCUGGUUGCCAUGGCAACCAAAAGAAAUUAUAAGAAUAAAUUAAAAAAAUCUUCUUGUAAAGACCCAAAAGGCCUAGAGCUUAGAUAUUUUGCAUAACGCAUUGUCUGGUAGACCUCUACCAAGACUGUUCAAAUUAUAGCCCUGGGGGUCAAAAUCGGCCCCGCCCUGGGGGUCAUUGAUUUUCACUAUAUGUACAUGUAGUAAAAACCUAAAAUACCUUCUUGUAAAGACCCAAAAGGCCUAGAGCUUAGAUAUUUUGCAUAAGGCAUUGUCUGGUAGACCCUUACCAAGAUUGUUCAAAUUAUAGCCCUGGGGGUCAAAAUCGGCCCCACCCCGGGGUCAUUGAUUUUCACUAUUUGUUCACAUAGUAAAAACUUAAAAUACCUUCUUUUAAAGACCCAAAAGGCCAAGAGCUUAGAUAUUUUGCAUAAGGCAUUGUCUGGUAGACCUCUACCAAGAUUGUUCAAAUUAUAGCCCUGGGGUCAAAAUCGGCCCCGCCCCGGGGUUCAUUGGUUUUCCUUAAAUGUAUAUAGUAAAAACUUUAAAAAAAAUUCUUCAAGCAAUUGACAAAUGCUGGAGGUUAGAUGUUUUGCAUGAAACAUUGUGAAGUGAACUUCUAGAAAGAUUGUUCAAAUUAUAGCCCUGGGAUCAAAUUGCCCCCGUCCUGGGGGUCAUUGAUUUUCAAUAUAUACAUAUAGUAAAAAGUCAAAAAUCUUAUUGUCUGAAGGUACAAGGCUAAGAGCUUUGAUAUUUGUUAAAUAAUAUCAUCUAUAGGUACUCUACCAAAGUUGUUCAAAUUUUGCCUCUAGUGUCAAAAUUAGCCCCGCCCCGGGGGCAAUAGGUUUUCCUUAUAUGUAUAUAGUAAAAACUUACAAAAUCAUCUUCUCUAAAUUUACAAAGGCUAAAGUUAAGAUAUUUUGCAAGAAACAUUAUGUAGUGAACCUCUAGUAAGAUUGUACAAAUUAUAGCCCUGGGGUCAAAAUUGGCCCCACCCCCAGGGGUCAUUGAUUUUCACUAUGUACAUAUAGUAAAAAAUUAAAAAAUCUUCUUGUCUGAAGGUACAAGGCUUAGAGCUUUGAUAUUUGGUAUAUAAUAUCAUCUAUGAGUCCUCUACUAAAGUUGUUUUAAUUAUGCCCCUAGUGUUAAAAUUACACUGCCCCAGAAGCGAUAGUUUUCCUUAUAAGAUAAAGUAAAAACUUGAAAAUCUUCUUCUCUGAAUUGAAAAAUCUUCUUCUCUGAAUUGACAAAGAUUAGAGGUUAAAUAUAUGGCAUGAGACUUUGCAAAGUGAACCUUUACCAAGAUUGUUCAAAUAAUUGCCCGGGGGUCAUUGAUGUUCAUUAUGUACAUAUAGUAAAAGAUAAAAAAUAUUUUUGUCUGAAGGUACAAGGCAUAGAGCUUAUAAUGCGGUGGCAUAGCAUUUUUCUCAAAUGCAAUCUUGUUUUGUUUAAGUUUUAUCUUUUCUUUGUUUUCAUUGAUUUAAGUUAUUAGAUUUUAUAUGCAGUUUUGAAAGUAAAACAGUUUUAGAUUAAUAUUUCUAUGGAAACAUUGAUAUACCUUUACUUUCCCAGAGUUUAUCCUAUAAUUACAGUAUAUUUGCCAUGAAUGUUUCUUACAUGAAUUACAGGAAGUCACUAUAAAUGGUUGAUACAAACAUACCGUUAUAUAAAGUGGCAAUGGGU